UGCGCUUGCGCUGGUUUUGUGCCUCUUCGUUCAAAACAAAAAUAGCGUCCGACCCUUUGCAACACAAUAGUUAUACAUUGUGACGUUCGUUGAAAUCAUUAUCAAUCUUGGUCUGGACGUAAAACAGAUUUGAUCGUAAUCUACGGCAGACGCGGUAGAGCAAGAAGGGGCAAGUCCUGUACGGAAAAGCCUUAGCGCUUCUACCGCUUCACUCGGAACAUACUACUCCUUGUCGGAGAGGCCAUCCAAUUUUCCGGUACCUUCAAUCUUGAGUGACUCGUCGAUUCAACGUGACUGUCACUAUGCGGAGAGCCUUACGCCACCGUGAUCCCGUCCAGGGAGUUGGCGGGGGCUUGAGAUCCACCCAAACCUCGUAUAACCGCAACAGCAGCAACAGCGUGGAUCACACCUCCAUACUGGAAGAAGAGGAACCUUGGGAUCAGCGUCCCGCCCGCUCGGUGGAAGAAAGCAGUACCCCACGGGCCUUGCUGAGCAAUAAUUUGUCAACGAUGAGGCCUGGACGUGAUCGCGACGAUUUGAAUGAUGGUGAACUACCAUCGUUGACGCCUACCAGCCAAAAGACGGAUACACGUGCAACCAACGAAGGAGGUCGUUUCGAAAACGGUCAGUACAACACCGCUCGACACCCAAGUUCGCCUAGUAAGGCUAGUGUGUUGCUAUCGAAAGAUACACGUAAUGCCUGGAAUCAAAUGGAUGGCGAUGUUGCUAAACGAGACGAGGAUGACAGCAAUGUUGGCUCCGGUCCGCGCCUUGAAGGUCCGGAUCGCCAUCAGCCAACCGCUGGAAAGGGCUCGGAUGACAUAGUUGACGACACUGAAAUCAUAGAAAGGACAGACGAGGAUAGCGAACAGGAUACAACCUUUUGCGGUCAAACGCUGAACGCGUUUGGUGGUAUUUGUGGAAACUUGCAGAUCACAAACGCAGUUGACCAAAAACGAACUCGAUCCGUGUCUCCCGGAAAGUUGUUGGAUCAUGAUUCCUCCACACCGAAGAGGCGAUCACGAUCCCUUCCCAGAAUCUCGCAGGUCUCAUCUGAGGGUGACGAAGAACAUACGGCUAUUGAAGUUGAGUUUGUUGAGCCGGCCGCUAUACUAUCGCCUCGGAGGAAGAAUGCCUACUUGACCGCGAUGGCACGCCAAGCCAAGGCAGACUUUGAGAAAAAGAAAAAGAAGGACCAGACUCGCAGAUUUCUUGAUCCUGAAGCCCCGCCGUCUAUUUCUUACACACAAUCCGGAGAUGGGGAUGAAGAUAUUUAUGCUAGCUUCAACGCAACAGAAAAGCGGAAGUUUUUGAAACUUAUCAAUGCUGGAAACUCACCCGUGGAUGCCUCGCAUCAGAUCUUCCAGGAUCGAGCAGAACGUGAAGCCUUCGAAAGAGGAGAUGGCGAAGAAGGAGAAGAGAAGAAAUCGAAAGAUGAAGAGAGGAUAGAAGAAAAGCCAAGAGGUAGAUCCGUUACCCCUGGUCGAUCUGCUAGCUCCUCGCGGAUGGCGUUCUGGAACAUAAAGAGCCCAUCCAAGCGAGCUGCUCUGGCAAAUGCGGCUGCUAUUCAAGCUAGGAGAUCUCCACCUCUGGCAGAAGCCGAAAACUCGACAGGCAUUGUGUCGCCUUCUACCGCUCGCGUCGCAACAGAGGCAGUUCGUACCCCUAACAGUAUAACAAAGAGAACGGCUGCCACGCCUGCUGACUUGACGGCUUUGGAAACCGACUCGUCGGAAGACGAAUCAAUUCCCUUCAAGAAGAGUGGAAUCAAUUACUACGAUGCGGUUCGUCGUCAAAAUUUGGAGGAGGAUCCUCGAGCUGGUACUUAUUUGUCCAAGGAGAAUAAGGCUUCUCGACUCUCAUCUAUGCGCUCGAAAAGUGUCACCCCUAAGCCGCGGGAUUUUAUUGAGCUAAAAGAGGACAGAAAGCGAUCAUCCAGCGUUCCACGGUCCCGAUCUCGCUCGCUGGGUACUGAUUGGGCUGGGGGAAGGAUCCCGCCUUCGACGCAGUCAUCUCGAUCGGUUGGGCCGAAGCCGCAAGGCUUCGACAUGUCAGGGCAACAAUUCCUGGCGACGGGUGGUGGCCAGGAGUCUACUUCCGCCGGAGGAACAUUUAAUCGACUAGACGAUAGAGAGGACCAACAAAUGAAUUCUAGCGAAGAGGAUGGUCUCGACGAAAGAUACGCUCCAUAUGCACGUUCUACUACCAUCCCGAGAUCGUCAUCCUUCAACAAGAAGCUUUCAGAAGACAAAAACUAUUCUCUGGCUGGGAAUGACGGAAUGGACAUUGACAUGUAUUUGAAUUCCACUGAUGUCUAUUCUGUCGCUGGUAACGACAACAUGUCUGUUUACACUACAGGAACAGGAGGAACUGGAAUCUCACAGUCAUCUCGUAUACGACGCCCAGGUGCGGCAAAAAACAGACUAGCUAUAGCGAAGGCUGCAGGACGACAAAAUAGAAAACAUGGGUGGUAUGAAUCAAUGCGUGCGGUUGCGUCUUCUACCAAUAAAAAAUGGGACCCUGAAAAGGGGUGGGUCGAUUAUGAGCCCCCCACUGCUGUUUCUGUUGGCGAUAAGUCAAACAACAAAAUCCAUCUUGAUCUAAGCAAAAGUAUCAGGAAAUCGAGAGGUCCCGAGGAAUCCCUAGGAGUUGACUUAAGCACAUCUGUCAACGCUGUUGCUGUUCCUUUUCCGCAGGACUGGGAAAAAGAUAGAAUGGAACUAUUGGAAGUCGCUACGAGUAUUAGUGCUACUGACGAUGCAUAUGGCACAUCCGCCCAUCAAGCAUACCUAACAGGCAAUACCUCACUAGAUGCUAGGUCCACAUCAGGAUUGAGGGGCGCUGCUUACAAGCGACCGAUUGAGUCGUCGAAUGUGAGACCGCAAGGGCGUUUGGGGUCUACGAAAGUAGCCAGUGGUGCCCUUGGAAGGGAUGAAAAAGGGUGGAAUUCGGAGAAGGAAUGGGCUAGAACUGGUCAAAGAGACAGGUCAACACCGGAUGUUGUUGAUUUUGAUUCCCCUGAGCCUUUGUCCAACAUUCAGCAGCAAAAGAUUUAUUCACGCGAAUCGGUAGCGACUGCGAUCUCCCCGGAAAAAUAUGCUGGGAAUGCGGGCAGACAGGGUCGUGAUGCAGACGUUCCGACUGUAGGGUACUCAAGAGAGCCUAGAGCACUACUCAUGAUGCCCACUCAUCUUGCCAAUCCCAAAAAUCGGGAUGAUCAGAAAGAAGCAACGGGUCGAUUUAGUGAGAAUGCAAAUCGUGCAGCUUUGUCAAAUGAUGCUGCUGAACGAUAUAUGCAGCUUGGCAAGAACGGCUCUGUAACCGCUCUGUCCCAAGAUCCGCAUACAAUCAUCCAAACUUCAGUACAUAUCCAAAGUCAUAGAAAGCAUCAGUACAAUUCAGAAAGCGAAGAAAAUGAUGAAGAGAGCGUGCCUGCAAAUACGAAAUAUGAUUCUUAUACUUCGCAGGAAGACCGGGCUCUAUCUACAUUGACAAGUAUUGUGCGAGAAAAAGUGGACGAAGACGAUUUAAACUUGUUUCCUCAUUCGAAGACGCCUAUAACAUCAAGAAGCGUUGUCAGUUCCAGAAGCGCAACAAGCACAGCGGGAAAAAGUCAAGAGAGCCCGGCGGGGCAAAAUAGAAGUUCACGGAGCGCUGGCCCAAUAGAUUUGGACGACGUUGGAUACAGUUCUCAGAGUUCUGAAGACGAGGAAGUGGAGAUGUGGGAUACAAACUCGAAUCUCCAUACAAACAUAUCGCGAUCAAUGGCGUCGAAAUCAGAAAUUGUUCCGGCUGCUUCCCGGUCUAUGAAAAGGGUGCCAAAGCUGACUGGCAGCAAGCGGGACACCUCUCCAAUUCAAGGACGAAGGUCUCUGGAAUACAGAUCGGCUCAGACACCUACAGGAAUAGUUGUCCCUCCUAUCAGCACUAGUAUUGAAGACUUACGCCGUAAGCAGGAGCAAAUGGAUCGGUCUCGGUCAGUCGGAAAGACAAAGAUUAAUCGCCCGCGUCAAGCAGACGGCUCCGUUUCUCCUGUAGCAAAAGGGAAGCCCACGGAACCAUAUCUUACCAACGAACUGGCUCAGAUGUAUCAGCCACACCGCAGUACUGCCGACGAAAAGUUUGACACAGCUAACCCGAUUACACCAGAGGCUGAAUGGAAAUCUUUUCUUGAAAAUAAUGUCCGCGCUGAAAGCGGGAAUGCCGAAUGGCUACUGGAGAGUGCACGACGGACAACAAUAGCACGAUCAAGUGAGCGCCAUUUACCGAUGUCACCUGGCAGGGACGUACUAGCGGACGAUGACUAUUCCAACCGUGAGAAUGUACGACGAGCAACAGUGGAACGAGCCCUUGAGCGCCCUUCAGCAGAAUUACCAAAAGGAAAUGGCAUAGAGGACGACGAGGAUUCCCUUCAUGCGAAUGUACGACAAAGAUCGUUUGAACGAUCAGUUAAGCGCCAUUUCUCGGCAACAUCCGAAAGAAACGAAGACGAUCACGAAGACGAUUCUCUUCGUGAGAAUUUGGAACGAGCAACGAUUGAGCGCAAUGUAGCGGCACCAUCUGAAAGAAACAGAGUAGAACGCGAUGACGAUUCUCUGUUCCAUCUUAUGGAGGAGAAGAAAGCACGUACGUAUCCUUCACAGUUAGAAGAAUCCGAUUUGUCACCCAUCCCUUCUGAGCCGAACGAUCAGGAAGAGUCGGUCGUAUAUGGCUCGGAAGCGUACGGUCCAACAGAAGGAGACCGCAGAUCCUUCUUUCAGCGAUUGGCUGAAUGCGCUGCGCCUGUCAUGCCCACUUCAAACGGUCAAAUUCCAACAGCGCACCUCAAUUUUAUGAAGAGUCAAAGUAGUGUUCGGGCUUUUUGUGGACGACCAGACGACGUUGUUGAUGAAAGAGGUGCAAAGGUCAAGCCAGUUCCAGACAUUAAACCUGACAAUCACAAGAAAAUGAUUAAGAAGACGGCAAAUGUCGUCUCUGAAGAUUUCGGGGCGAAAACGGCCUACCUUGAAGCGAUUGCAAUGAAAACUGCUGUUUCAAACCCAAAGAGAAGCGGAAGUCGUAGCCGGUCGGGGCGCUCAACAGCUUCCAGCGUUGUGUCGUCAACACAAUCGCAGCACAGCGAGAAAUGGAAAGCAUUUCUGGAGCGGAAAAAAGCAUCCGGAGCAUUAGGUGUAUCUCGGCUGAGCUCUUCAUCGGACGUGUCGAAGGCCGCUGAUCGUUAUGCUUCUGAGCAGGUGGAGCAGAUGAAGAACAGAAUGUCUUCACGACCACAAUCUACACCCAGAAGUUUUCGUUCAAACCUUGAGGCGGAUCCCAAGGUACCAACAAAAUCUUAUCAGCGUGGAAACACAGGAAGCAGCGUCGGAGCUGCCAACGAUCUUUCAAGCGCGCGUCUGGAAGCGAUGAUGGCAGCGUUGACGUCUCAAAAGCUUGAAGAAAAUGAGAUUUAGGACACACUUUCACCUAUCCUACAAAUGUGAAAAAUAUGUUUUGUGUUAAGUGAUAGGCUCUAUUUUUAAAAAAAUUUGGUAGAUUG
Messenger RNA from Phaeodactylum tricornutum CCAP 1055/1, 5536 nucleotides. RefSeq lists its product with no specific name. The transcript is spliced from 2 exons. Bases 303 to 5450 code for a protein of 1715 amino acids. NCBI's taxonomy places the organism in Eukaryota, Bacillariophyta, Bacillariophyceae, Surirellales, Neidiaceae. The record is from RefSeq and is a predicted model, not a curated record.